GCUCCCUGUUAUAAAAUGGCGUACUUCAGGUCAGUGAGCAGUCGGGUUUCGUUCUCGGAGGCGGUUCAGGCCUGUGACACCGACCAGGGGGCGCUACUGAGCAUCGAGUCCCAGGACGAGCAGACGACCAUCGAGAGGCUGCUGCAGGAGCUCCGGUCUGGAGCCGACUCGGACUUGGGGAUCACAGACGGGGACUUUUGGAUCGGUCUGAGCCGGACCGAGACCUGGGACCAGAACCAGACCCAGACCUGCCCCGAGCUCUACCACUGGACCGACGGCAGCAGCGCCACCUACAGACAGUGGUACUUCGACGAGCCGUCGUGCGGCGGCGAGGCCUGCGUGGUCAUGUACCAUCAGCCCAGUGCACUUCCUGGAGUGGGCGGGGCUUAUCUCCACCAAUGGAACGACGAUCGAUGUAACAUGAAACACAACUUCAUCUGCAAGUACUCCCCAGACUCGACUUCAGAGAAAGAAAAAGAGGCUCCGCCCCAAACGCAACAAACAGACUCAGUAAAUCUCGCUCUAAAACUCCGGUCGACCAGUCGAACCUGUGGAUUUCCUCGUCUCCUAAAGCGCACGUCUGAGCCUCCUACCUCCUACGUCCUAUCUCCUGCGUCCUAUCUCCUACCUCCUGCGUCCUACCUCCUGUCUCCUGUGUCCUCCUGGGCUGCACAGACCUGA
Boleophthalmus pectinirostris (great blue-spotted mudskipper) is the source of this 681-nucleotide messenger RNA. It is a transcript of the gene chodl, whose product is annotated as chondrolectin. The transcript is spliced from 5 exons. Gene Ontology annotation, biological process: positive regulation of axonogenesis. Gene Ontology annotation, cellular component: cytoplasm. The record is from RefSeq and is a predicted model, not a curated record. Bases 16 to 681 code for a protein of 221 amino acids. Lineage: Eukaryota; Metazoa; Chordata; Actinopteri; Gobiiformes; Gobiidae.